Prosopis cineraria is the source of this 2450-nucleotide messenger RNA. RefSeq lists its product as uncharacterized. The record is from RefSeq and is a predicted model, not a curated record. The transcript has 6 exons. NCBI's taxonomy places the organism in Eukaryota, Viridiplantae, Streptophyta, Magnoliopsida, Fabales, Fabaceae. Bases 342 to 2057 code for a protein of 571 amino acids.
AAUUCACACUUCCUUAGAAAUAAAGCUUUCCCUCUCUCCUCCUUCCAGUUACUUUGUCCCAUUCACCCAGCUACUGCCAUCUCCACCUAAAUUCCAGACCUUUACCUUCUUCUCUUCUCUCCCCCUCACUCUCCACCUCCAAGCUUUUCUUGCUUGGACCCAUUUCACGGAUAAUCACUACAUUUCAUUAAUUCUUCCAACACUGCAACACCUAGUGGUUUUAGACCUUUGAUUUUCCAUCUUUAUAGAUCGGAAACAUUUGGGAUCUCGAAAUGGACGCAUUUUAAUUUCUGGAUUCUGAUGUUUUAGACUUCCGGGUGCAUUGUUUGUUUGUUCGGUAGAUGGGAUCCAGUGGUAGCAAAGCCGUUACUUCUUGCAAUUCAUCGUCCACGUCGUCGUCUUCACGCAGCUUUCGUAAGGGUCGAUCUAGAGGGCAUAGAGGUUUUCAGUCGUAUUGUUUAGGAACAACAUCUAGAUCUCAUGACAGUGACAAUGACGACCAGGUGUGUGAUGAGAAUAAAGAUAAUGAUAGUAAUGUUACGUACACCAAUGGUGAUGAAACAGAUGCUGAUGAGCUGAUAUCAGAGUCAUUCAGAAAGAUUAAAUCUGAUAAAAAACCAGGUAUCCCUCCUAAUGUCCACCAUGAUGAGUGGAGUCAAACAACCAUUUCCAACACUGCAUCUAGAACUGGUAGUAGUUCUGAUCGUCCAGCUCCAACUCAGUCUUUGAACCCUUCAAGCCGAUUCCUUUCUCGAUUUAGCCUUAUUCCUGGGAACAUAAGCUUCAGACUAAGCAGAACCACAAGUUUGGGGUCAUCACAACCUUGCCCUGUUUCUUCUGCAGGUCUCUCAAUAUUUAACGAUGGAGAUGUCCUUAAUCCGCAGCCUGGACCUACUGGAAGCUUGGCUAAUCAAAAUGAAGCUCUACAACGUGGUGAUUUGAUUCCUGCAUCACAUUGCUAUGAAGACACUUCUAUCAAUUUAAGGUCUAACAUCCCUUCAUCAGAUUCCAAUGGCAACUUGCAAAACAACCCAAUGAGUUCUUCCAUGCAGAAUAUGAUUAGAGAUGAAGAUGGUCCUAGAGAAGGGCUAAAUCUUAACUUGUUUUCUCCAAGAAUUCAUGCCAGAACAGAAAAUGUUGAGAUUAGACAUAAUGACCGCCGAAAUGGAGCUCAAGAACCUGUUGAGCGGAAUGUUCGCUUUAGUCGUACUUUGAGUGUUGGAAGGCUUCGUGAUAGAGUUCUUCGUCGAUCAACAAUAUCAGACUUCACCUUUUGCCCACUGCAGCAAGAGAGGGAUGCAAGCGAUGCUAGUCAAGAUAUUGGAAGACAAGCAGUGGGGAGAGAGCCAAGAGGACUACCAUCUGAUGGUGACUCUACAAGUUCCUCUUCUAUAUCUGGUUAUCCUUCAUCCAAUAUGUCUAGUUCCCUGUUUGGCACCCAAGACUAUGAGGUUGAGUCUUCACGAUCAAGAGAAGCUAGGCAUCGUGAUCUACUGGAAAAUAGAUCCAAUUUCCUAGAACGGAGAAGAAGAAUACGAUCCCAGGUCCGUGCUCUUCAACGACUGGGAAGCCGAUUUGAAAACCUGUCUGGGCAUGACAGGUCAUGUAUUUUGUCUGGCCAACAUAGAAAUGGUCGUUGUACAUGCCGAAUUAGUAGUCGUGACACCAAUUCAAAUGAUGAUACUGGUGCUAGAGCUAGCAUAUCAAGAAUUGUUAUGCUUGCUGAAGCCUUAUUUGAGGUUCUGGAUGAAAUUCACCAGCAAUCAGUGGUUUUAUCUUCACGCCCUUCUGUUUCUUCUAUUGGAUCUGUUCCUGCACCUUAUGAAGUUGUUGAGUCCUUGCCUGUCAAAUCAUACACUAAGUUGCAUAAGCAUCAAGAGGAUGCUGCUCAAUGCUAUAUAUGCCUUGUGGAGUAUGAGGAUGGAGACAGCAUGCGAGUACUACCAUGUCACCAUGAAUUUCAUCUAACAUGCAUAGACAAGUGGCUAAAGGAGAUUCACAGGGUAUGCCCACUAUGCCGGGGGGACAUCUGCAUUGCUGAUUCAAUACCAGCCUAGAACUGAAGUGAAAUGGGCAGGUUUUAUUCAGCAUCUCCUUCCCCGUGCACUAUCAAGAGCUCUUGGGAGAGUUGCUAAAUUUUCUACCCACCCUGGCUAGACUAUAUACAGUUCAAGUCAUAUCCGCGGGUAUCGUCAUUAUGCCAAUGACUAUUCACUAAAUAAUCUGAACUGCUCUCUGGCUCUGCCAACUUGACUAGGUGAAAGUCAGAGUUCCCUGUCUCUGUUCUUUCUUUCUUUCUUUUGGUCUGAGGAAAUAUUGUAAAUAUGUUUCAGGAAAGUUCUUCAAGUUGUAUCAUUUUUUAACAUGUUGCGGAUACUUGUGUUAAUGUGGAAGAAGAGUCUUCCAACUUCUUUUGAUUGUUGAUGAGUUGAUGUUAGGUUGAAUCUGCA